AUGAGUCUGCUCCAGCUUCGCGAUGUGCUGCUCGAGCGGGAUGAUAGCAGCAUCUAUCUCUCGUCGCGUGGCACCGAGGCUCUGGCCGUGAGCAUCGUAUUCACGAUUUUGGCAACGGCCUUCGUGGGUGCGCGGCUGUAUACCCGGGCCAGGUUGAUGGGACGCAUGGAAUCGAACGACUGGAUGAUUGUCAUUGCGCUGAUCAACUCAUUUAUUUUCAUGGGCUUGGAUGUCGUAGAAGCCAGCAGCGGAAUGGGCAUGCACCUCAAAGACCUCCCGCCGUACAUCCUUGAGCGCCAGAUGAAGGCCUUCUGGCUCACGAUCCCCUUCUACAACGCCGCUGUACUCUGCGCCAAAGCCUCGAUCCUGAUGCAGUACUUCCGGGUCUUCCCCACGACGCGCAUGCGCGUCGUGUGCUGGGUCAUGAUCGGCAUGUUGGGCAUCUAUGGGACGUGGGCGGUAGUCAGCGCAUUCCUCAACUGUAUUCCCGUGGCCAAGUUCUGGGACGAUGCGAUCGAGGGCUACUGUCUGAGCAAGCCCGAGCUGUGGUUCUCCAAUGCCAGCAUGCAUAUCGCCACCGAUCUCACCAUCCUCAUUAUUCCCAUCCCAGCUCUGUUGACAGUCGACUUGCCGAAAAAGCAGAAGUGUGCUCUGAUUGUGAUGUUUGCGUUGGGUGGUUUCGUCUGUGUCACCAGUAUCGCUCGCUUGGUCAGUCUAAAGAAGAUUUCCGAUUCCAUUGACCCUACCUACGACAACGUCGGCGCCGCAUCCUGGUCCGCCAUCGAAUGCAACACUGGCAUCAUUUGCGCCUGCCUGCCAACCCUCAAACCACUUCUUGCUCACGUCAUGCCUGGCAUGCUGUCCACCCUCAGCGGCGACCGCUACGGCAGCCGGGGUGUGUCAACGCGGCGCGCUUCAGUCACCUGGAACGGCGACGGGUCGACUCUCGGCGCACCAGGCGAAGACCCCGAAUAUGGACCCGGGAAUCCCGACCGGGCGCUGGCUCUGAUACCUAGCAAGAGUUUUAAGAGCAGAGAAAACAGCAUUUCCAACGAGAAGAAUCGCCUGGCCAAGGUCUCAUCAGUCCCCGAGCAGAGGCACCGGGCGUCGGCGUCUUCGUCUCUGCGCAAAUGA
Penicillium alfredii is the source of this 1134-nucleotide messenger RNA. RefSeq lists its product as uncharacterized. The transcript is spliced from 5 exons. Bases 1 to 1134 code for a protein of 377 amino acids. The record is from RefSeq and is a predicted model, not a curated record. NCBI's taxonomy places the organism in Eukaryota, Fungi, Ascomycota, Eurotiomycetes, Eurotiales, Aspergillaceae.